AGCGAUAGUCUGGGCUUUGGGGGCGGAACUCAGAUAGGGGGCGGAGAUUCCAGGGGUGGGAAAGCCGGCUCGUCGGCGGGAGGCUGACGUCAGGGAGUGGGGCGGAGCUAACUAGAAACCGAGCCUGCGAAUGGCCAGGUCGGGCUUCCAUCAUGAGGCCGGGAGCCUCUAGGACACCGAACUGCGCUCCUGCACCGGCCGGACGUGAAGCUGCAGCCCGCACCGGGCCGGGGCCAUGGGCGCCCCGCGCUGCCCGGGUCAUGAGGACGGAGGCGGAGGCAGCGGGGUCGCCGCUCGAACCGGGGGACUUUGUGCAGCUACCUGUGCCCAUCAUCCAGCAACUGUACCACUGGGACUGUGGCCUGGCCUGCUCCAAGAUGGUGCUACGGUACCUGGGCCAGUUGGAUGAUGGAGAGUUUGAGAGUGCCCUGCAGGAGCUGCGCCUGACCCGGAGCAUCUGGACCAUCGACCUGGCCUAUCUGAUGCGCCACUUCGGCGUGAGGCACCGCUUCUGCACUCAGACGCUGGGUGUGGACAAGGGCUACAAGAACCAGUCCUUCUACAGGAAGCACUUUGACACCGAGGAGACCCGGGUGAACCAGCUGUUUGCACAAGCGAAAGCCUGCAAGGUGCUGGUGGAGAAAUGCGCUGUGAGCAUUCAGGAUAUCCAGGCCCACCUGGCCCAGGGCCACGUGGCCAUCGUGCUCGUGAACUCAGGAGUGCUGCACUGCGACCUGUGCUCCAGCCCCGUCAAGUACUGCUGCUUCGCCCCCAGAGGCCACCGCUGCUUCUGCCGCACCCCCGACUACCAGGGCCACUUCAUCGUGCUGCGCGGCUACAACCGGGCCACCAGCUGCAUCUUCUACAACAACCCAGCCUAUGCCGACCGCAUGUGCAGCACCAGCAUCAGCAACUUCGAGGAGGCCAGAACCAGCUACGGCACAGAUGAGGACAUCCUCUUUGUCUAUCUAGACAGCUGAUAGAGGGAGCCUGGUGUGCCCAGGCUCUCGGAUCCUGCCCCUCCACCCUGCUGUCCGCCCCCCAGCCCUCAGCCAGGCUGAACGUAGGAGCUGCAGCCUCAGCUGUCUGACAAAGCCGUCCUCCCCUUCACCCCCUCCCCCAGAGGAACUCUGGGAGCCGGGCACAGCCAGCCUCGCCUGCCAGCUGUUGUAUGUUCUCAUGCCGCCAGCCCCACUACUGAAGCACCUGCCGUGGUUGCUGGGGCUCUGAAGUGAACCUCUCCCAGGACUCCAAGCCAGACUCCAUCACAGCCUCUGAGGGAGUCCUUGUGGCCUUCAAGCAGGACCCCAGGAGAAGAGGAGGGGCCUGAACCUGCCUCCCUAGACACCUAGAGAGGUCUGAGCCACUGGCGGCUCGUCGAACAGUGUCUGUGUUUCCUGGGAACCUGCCCUCCUGGUCUCCACUCAUCCACACAACAUGUGUAUUUAUAGGGAGGAUGCAGCUGAUCCGGGGCUUUGCUGGCCUACAAAUGCUGCAGACCCCACGUGCACCACGUGGAUGCUACAUCACUGUCACCUCCUGCCUCUCUCUAGGCCCAAGUCACCAAAGACACUCCACCUGGUGGAGCCCUCGUCCCUGGGGACGCUGGGACCUCCUGCCACCCUCUAGGGAGCCCAGCUCUGCGGGCUGAAGGGAGGGUCCUCGUGGGGUUGGCCUGAGAGUAAACAGCAUCUAGGCCUCAGGGCACAGUGGCAGCCAGGGAUCUCCUGAUAGCCGGAAUGCCGACAGCAGAACCCAUCUUCUGGGUGUAAGGGGUCCGCAGCUCUCGAGAGAGGGUGCUAGGGUCUAUAGUCCCGCAGUGGCAGCAGAGGGCAACCUGGAUCUGAUGCCAAGACUUUGGGC
Messenger RNA from Ochotona princeps (American pika), 1863 nucleotides. RefSeq names its product guanylyl cyclase domain containing 1 (gene GUCD1). The transcript has 7 exons. Lineage: Eukaryota; Metazoa; Chordata; Mammalia; Lagomorpha; Ochotonidae. The record is from RefSeq and is a predicted model, not a curated record. The coding region runs from base 153 to 980 and encodes 275 amino acids.